UUCUGUCAGCUGCGCGGGGCGUGCGGAGGCGGCAGAGGAGGCGGGAAGGCGACAGCGGUUGAAGGGGUGAUUGUUGAAUUGCCGGGAGGAGGUUCGAGCGAGUGGGCGGCGAUGGUGAUGGCGGCGAAGAAGGGCCCCGGCCCGGGCGGCGGGGUUGGCGGGGGCAAGGCGGAGGCGGAGGCGGCCUCGGAGGUGUGGUGUCGCCGAGUGCGAGAGCUGGGCGGCUGCAGCCAGGCCGGGAACCGCCACUGCUUCGAGUGCGCCCAGCGCGGAGUCACCUACGUGGACAUCACCGUGGGCAGCUUCGUCUGCACCACCUGCUCCGGCCUCCUGAGAGGCCUGAACCCCCCUCAUCGUGUCAAGUCCAUCUCCAUGACAACUUUCACUGAGCCUGAAGUCGUAUUCCUCCAAUCUCGUGGAAAUGAGGUUUGCAGGAAGAUUUGGCUGGGUCUUUUUGAUGCUCGGACCUCUUUAGUACCAGAUUCCAGGGAUCCUCAGAAGGUGAAGGAGUUUCUCCAGGAAAAAUAUGAGAAGAAGAGAUGGUAUGUCCCCCCAGACCAAGUCAAGGGAACCACUUACACCAAAGGCAGUGCCUCUACCGCUAUCCAGGGCUCCGUGCCAGAAGGGAAGCCCCUGCGGACACUUCUAGGUGAUCCUUUGCCAUCUCUGUCAGCUGCUGCCUCCUCCUCUAGUCAGUCUGUCAGUCAGUCCCAGGCCCGGAUAUCCCAGCCCCGGGGCUCCCAGCCGCCUCCCCAGUCCUCUGUCAAGAAAGCCAGCACUGACCUGCUGGCGGACAUCGGCGGAGACCCUUUUGCUGCUCCCCAGGUGGCACCAGCUUUUGCUGCAUUCCCAGCCUUUGGGGGCCAGACACCUUCCCAUGGAGGCUUUGCCAACUUUGAUGCCUUUGGCAGCUCUUCUGCAUUUGGAGGCCUUCCUCCAGGUGGCCAAGCCCCAUUCCAGGUCCAGCCAGCGGCCACAGCCAGUCGGAUGCUAACUGGAAGCUACAGCUUUGGGAGCAGCCAGGUGCCACCAGGUGGUGCCCCUCCCCUUGCACCUGCCGGCCAGCCACCCAGCCUCACGGAUGUGGGCAGCACCCCGGGACCCAGGGCUGCGGCUGGAGCUCUCCCUAGCAGCAUCUUUGGGGUGGCUGGCCAGGUCCCCACUUUCCAGUCAGCCACCACUGGUGGCAGUGGCAGCACAGGACUUACCUUUGGAGCCUUCACCAACCCUUUCACGGCCCCGGCUGCUCACCCCCAGCUGCCUUCCACCAACCCCUUCCAGCCCAACGGCUUGGCCACAGGGCCUGGCUUUGGGAUGAGCAGUGCGGGGCCUGGCUUCCCCCAGACCGUGCACCCCACGGGGGGCUUUGCCAGCAGCUUCCCACCCCCUCUGUUCCCUGCGCAGACCUCGAUGGCCCAGCAGCAGAACGGCUCUUCCUUUGGGGACUUAGGAUCAGCCAGGCUGGGGCAGAGGCCACCAGGCCAGCCCUCCGGGAGCGCCACCAACCCCUUCAUGACUGGAUCCUCACCGAGCCCCUUUGCCUCCAAACCUCCAACCACCAACCCAUUCUUGUAGCACUGUGUCCUAGGUGGGGGGGCUUGCCCUGCUCUUGGGGGCCCCUCUGCUCUCCACAGCUCUGGUGACCACUUGCCUGUAAGAAUUUCUGAGGGUCCGAGCCUUCUUUUGCAGAGUAGGAGUCACGGGGAUGGUGGAGGUGCUAAUGCUUUGCUUGGGGCUUGCAGAAAAAGCGGGGGCUUCCAGGGUCAGCCGCCCCAAAGCCUUCCUCCCUCCUCCCUCCUCCCUCCUCCCUCCUCCAGCCCUGGCUCAGCAGGAGGCUGAGGAGUGAAGGAGGGCCCGGGCUAGAGGAGUGGUGGUGUUUGUUUUUUCACAUUAUUAAUGAUGAUGGAAAGAAUCCUCCUCCUCCUUUCCUGCCCUCAGCAUACCCAGCACGCUCCCCUCGCCCCUGAGCUGGUGGGCAGAGGUGGCUGUGAGCCCCUGCCACCAGCUCACCUUCCGGACUGGCCUCCCCGUGGGAGCUGCCUCCAAGGCACAGGCCGGAGGGGAGGCGGGGUGUCGGGAGAGUGACCUGCCAGCCCCAGGGCCCACCUCCCACCUGACCAGGAGGCCCCUCCCUCAUCCUGGCCGCCUGGGAUGACUAGUUUUACCCACAUAUAUCCAUGCCCAGCUCCCAUCAAGCACUUUAGUUAGUCAUUGGUGUCAUGUUUGGAUACCAGUAUUUUAUAUUUAUAUAGAGAGAAUUUUCUAAUAUAGCCUAUUAUAUACAUACAUGUACACACGUGGACACAUGUAUAUAAACUACAGCCAUCCUCCCUCUCCCAGGCAGCACUUUUACCGGGGAAUGGGACGAGUUCCCAUCUGUGCCUCUACCGCCAAAGCCUGAGCAGUGGGCAGGGGAGGGCAGCCGUGUCCUCACCACCCCAGGGACUGGGCUUUUCCAGGGAAAGGCUUUUUGCAAUUGGCUGUUUUUUUUUUCCCUUUCUUUUUUCCACGUGCCUCCCCCACCCCCAAAUCUCUGCACCAAAGCUCAUUGCAGGCAAUGUUGGAAAAGAACUGCAUUUGAAAGAAAAAGAAAA
Choloepus didactylus (southern two-toed sloth) is the source of this 2594-nucleotide messenger RNA. It is a transcript of the gene AGFG2, whose product is annotated as ArfGAP with FG repeats 2. Gene Ontology annotation, molecular function: GTPase activator activity. The coding region runs from base 112 to 1575 and encodes 487 amino acids. The transcript has 13 exons. Lineage: Eukaryota; Metazoa; Chordata; Mammalia; Pilosa; Megalonychidae. The record is from RefSeq and is a predicted model, not a curated record.